AUGGCGGAGGAGGUUGUGACGUCAUUGUCGGCUAGCCCCAUGGCCACACCCGAUUAUAAUAAGAGAAAACACGAGGAGUUGGAGCUCAAUAUCACGCCCGAGCCACUCACUGAGUCGGACUCGAAUGCUAAGUCGGAGCUUGGCACUUUGGAGGUGGAAAAUGGAGGUGACGAUGAGUCGGAGGCGAAACGUCCUCGUUUAGAGAUGGAGACUAGUAAUGGUAACGAACUUGACGGCGAUGAAAUCGCUACUCAGAAUGGAUGCCAAGAGGAUGACAAGGUAGAAGAGCCAAAGGAGGAGGAAUCAUUGCAGCCCGAGGCUGUGACUAGCAAUGCCCAGACAGAGGAGGAAUCUAUGCUGCCCGAGGCUGAGGCUAACACUGUACAGCCAGGGGAAGGUCAGGAACUGUCCAAGGAAGAUUUGGAGACGGUCACUAGUGAACACGUGGCUUCUGAUGGGAAUGAAAAACCGGAGAACAGAAGUGUGGAGGAACAAGAAGAAUCUAGAGGAGAAGUUCAGGAACCUUCUGUGGAAGUUCUUAGAGAAGAGGGUGCUCCGAUCGUUGAGCAGAAGCCCGGGUCCGAAUUCCAAGUGCUGUCUCUCAAAAUGGAGGUCCCUAAUGAUAAGGUUGGUGUUCUGAUUGGCAAGGCUGGGGACACAAUUAGGUCCCUGCAAGACAAUUCAGGUGCCAAAAUUCAAAUUGUGAGGGAUGCUGAUGCAGAUCCUCGGUCUGUCUCUAGACCUGUGGAACUAAUUGGAACUUUGGAAAAUAUAACCAAGGCUGAGAAAUUGAUAAAGGGUGUUAUUGCUGAGGCCGAUGCUGGAGGUUCUCCGUCACUUGUUGCUAGGGGCUUCAACACUGUGCAGGCUGCUGCUGGGGGAGAACAACUUGAGAUACAAGUCCCCAAUGAAAAAGUUGGUUUGAUUAUUGGAAAAGGUGGAGAAACAAUUAAGAAUUUGCAGACAAGAUCAGGAGCACGCAUUCAGUUGAUACCACAACAUCUUCCAGAAGGAGACCAAUCCAAGGACCGGACUGUCCGUGUGACUGGUAAUAAGAAGCAGAUUGAGAUGGCAAGCGAAAUGAUAAAAGAAGUCAUGAAUCAGACCGUAAGGCCAUCAUCUCACUCUGGUGGAUACAGCCAGCAGGCCUUUCGUCCUCGUGGACCUGCUUCAUCACAAUGGGGAUCUCGCGGUCCUCAUCACUCGCAGUUCUCACGUCAUGAUCCACAAAGAGGACCAUUUCCUUCUCAGAAUCCACAGUACCCAACUCCAUCAUAUGGUAAUUAUCCUCCACAACAAGCACCAAGAAGCAGCUUCGGUCCAAGUUGGGAGCACAGGCCACCAGUGGCAAUGCAGGCGCCCUCACCACAGGCAAAUUACAACUACAGGCAGUCACAGGGUCCAGAUUAUGGGCAGCCAACUCCUUAUUCUCAAACACCUGCUCAACAAUAUGGUCUUGGAUAUAGUGAAGUAAAAUAUGAUCACCAUGCUUCUUCACAACAUUAUAGACAAAUGGCUUCUCAGCCAGCAGUUUAUGCUCAAGGUGGUGCACAUCCUGGCUAUGCUCCACAGGACCAAUAUGGUAAGGCCCCUACAUAUGGUAUGCCGCAGCAAGGACCCCAAGCUCAAUCUUACGUUCAGCCUAGACCGAAUCAACCUGGAGAAAUGCCUUAUCAAGCACCUGUUUCAUCAACUCAAGCAUAUGGCCAAAAUGUGCCACCUCAACAAUCAUACCCAUAUGCAUCUAGUGGACCAAUGCAGCAAAACUAUCCUCCAUAUGGUUCGGUACCCUCUGCAGAUGGAUACAAUCAUCCACCACCUGCCACAGCAUCUUCUGCUGGUUAUCCUCAACAAGCUGCUCAGCCUGUUUCUGGGUAUGGUCAGCCUGGUGGACAGCAGCCUCCUGCAUAUGCCCAAAUGGGACCAACAGGUGGUUAUCCUUAUCAGUCGUCGCAGCCGGCCUACAACGAACAACCUGCGGCCAACAAUGCUUACGGGUAUCAAGCGCCAGCAGAUCCUGCUUAUGGUAGUGCCCAUGCUCCAUCUGCUUAUGCUGCACCAACUACUGGACAGAUGGGUUAUGGUCAGCCAGCUCCAACACAGCCUGGCUAUGAUCAGUCCAUUCCUCAAUCAGCAGGUGCGUAUGGAAGUGUACCCGCCGCAUCGCCCCAGGCUGUGUAUCCCCAGUACGAUGCAACCCAAACAUAUGGUGCACAUCGCUGA
This is a messenger RNA of Fraxinus pennsylvanica, 2223 nucleotides long. The record is from the annotation of a GenBank genome assembly. NCBI's taxonomy places the organism in Eukaryota, Viridiplantae, Streptophyta, Magnoliopsida, Lamiales, Oleaceae.